CAUACUUUUAUUUUAAUUCUUGAGGUUAUCAUUCCUCAGAAGAAAGGCAAGAAAGCUACCACAACUCCAGCAAAGAAGGUGAUGGUUUCUCCAACAAAAAAGGUUGCAGUUGCCACACCGGCCAAGAAAGCAGUUGUUACCCCUGGAAAAAAGGCAGCAGCUACGCCAGCCCCUGGAAAAAAGGCAGCAGUUACGCCAGCCAAAGCAGUAGCAACACCUGGCAAGAAGGGAGCCACACCAGGCAAAGCAUUGGUUGCAACUCCUGGUAAGAAGGGAGCAGCCACCCCAGCCAAGGGAGCAAAGAAUGGCAAAAAUGCCAAGAAGGAAGACAGUGAUGAGGAAGAUGAUGACAGUGAAGAGGAGGAUGAGGAUGAAGAGGAGGAGGAUGAAGAUGAGGAUGAAUUUGAGCCAGCAGUGAUGAAAGCAGCAGCUGCUGCUCCUGCCUCAGAUGAUGACGAGGAUGAGGACGACGAUGAUGAUGAAGAUGACGACGACGAUGAGGACGAUGACGAAGAAGAUGACUCUGAAGAAGAACCUAUGGAAAUUACACCAGCCAAAGGCAAGAAAACCCCUGCAAAGGCUGUUCCUGUGAAGGCCAAGAGCACUGCUGAGGAUGAAGAUGAAGAGGAGGAUGAUGAAGAUGACGAGGAGGAGGAGGAGGAGGAUGAUGAGGAAGAGGAGGAGGAAGAGGAGGAGGAGGAAGAGCCUGUCAAAGAAGCUCCUGGAAAACGAAAGAAGGAAAUGGCCAAACAGAAAGCAGCUCCCGAAGCCAAGAAACAGAAAGUGGAAGCCACGGAACCAACUACAGCUUUCAAUCUCUUUGUUGGAAACCUGAACUUCAACAAAUCUGCUCCUGAAUUAAAAACCGGUAUCAGUGACGUUUUUGCUAAAAACGAUCUCGCUGUUGUGGAUGUCAGAAUUGGUGUGUCUAGGAAGUUUGGCUAUGUGGAUUUUGAAUCUGCUGAAGACCUGGAAAAAGCCUUGGAACUCACUGGUUUAAAAGUCUUUGGCAAUGAAAUCAAACUAGAAAAACCAAAGGGAAAAGACAGUAAAAAAGAUCGAGAUGCAAGAACACUUUUGGCUAAAAAUCUGCCUUAUAAAGUUACUCAGGAUGAAUUAAAAGAAGUGUUUGAAGAUGCUAUGGAGAUCAGAUUAGUCAGCAAGGAUGGAAAGAGUAAAGGGAUUGCUUAUAUAGAAUUUAAAACGGAAGCCGAUGCAGAGAAAACGUUGGAAGAAAAGCAGGGAACAGAGAUAGAUGGACGAUCUAUUUCCUUGUACUAUACCGGAGAGAAAGGUCAAAGUCAAGACUAUAGAGGUGGAAAGAAUAGCACUUGGAGUGGUGAAUCAAAAACUCUGGUUUUAAGCAACCUCUCCUACAGCGCAACAGAAGAAACUCUUCAGGAAGUAUUUGAGAAGGCAACUUUUAUCAAAGUGCCCCAGAACCAAAAUGGCAAAUCUAAAGGGUAUGCAUUUAUAGAGUUUGCUUCAUUUGAAGAUGCUAAAGAAGCUUUAAAUUCCUGUAAUAAAAGAGAAAUUGAGGGCAGAGCAAUCAGGCUGGAGUUGCAAGGACCCAGGGGAUCACCUAAUGCAAGAAGCCAGCCAUCCAAGACUCUGUUUGUCAAAGGUCUGUCUGAGGAGACUACAGAAGAGACAUUAAAGGAGUCCUUUGACGGCUCUGUUCGGGCAAGGAUAGUCACGGACCGGGAGACUGGAUCUUCCAAAGGGUAAGAUGCAGGAAAUAGGUGUUCAGUGUCUGCCCAGCAAAGACCUCCCGCCUCAUGUGUCUUCUCAUUGAGCUCCUUUCUGUCGCUCCAUGGCAGUUUAUGGAUUCGCACGAGAAGAAGAGACAGUUCACAGAGCUAGCAUUGUUUUGCCUUCUGUCUUCACAGAGGGAGAUUCUGCUGUUCUGUGAGACAUUCUCUGGU
Molecule: messenger RNA, 1925 nt
Organism: Pteropus alecto (black flying fox)
Lineage: Eukaryota; Metazoa; Chordata; Mammalia; Chiroptera; Pteropodidae
Gene: NUCLEOLIN
Product: nucleolin
Exons: 10
Molecular function (GO): RNA binding
Source: RefSeq, a predicted model, not a curated record